CCCGCCCCAUCACGUGUGCGCGGCGUCGCGUCACACCCGGAAGCAGCGGCUGAAGCGGAGUCGGGAGCAAUGAGCGGGGAGCCGGGGCCGACGUCUGAAGCGCCCCCUCCCGGGGAGAUUGAACCGGGUAGUGGGGUGCGCAUCGUCGUGGAAUACUGUGAACCCUGUGGAUUUGAGGCGACCUACCUGGAGCUGGCGAGUGCCGUGAAGGAGCAGUAUCCUGGCAUUGAGAUCGAGUCGCGCUUGGGGGGCACAGGGGCCUUUGAGAUCGAAAUCAAUGGACAGCUGGUGUUCUCCAAGCUGGAGAAUGGGGGCUUCCCUUAUGAGAAAGAUCUCAUUGAGGCCAUCCGAAGAGCCAGUAACGGAGAACCCCUAGAAAAGAUCACGAACAGCCGUCCUCCCUGCGUCAUCCUGUAACUACACGUGAUUCUGGGUUCCUACUCUGUUCUGGGACCCAAGCCCUGGUCUCCCGUUUGGUCCUGCUGAGGGCUCCCCACUGCCUCUUUCCCCUCACUUGGGUCCUGGUAAGCUAAGAGACUCUGGCCUCCACUUUGUCCCUUUGGGUACCAGGAGGGAAUAGAAGCUGCUGUGGUCUUGGGGGUGGGAGAGAAACCGUCUCCAUGGACAUUUCCACAGCUGCCUUAUACCCUCUUCCCAGGAUCAGUGUGCAAGAAAGUCUGCUCCCCACUCCAGCUUAGCCGUACCGGUCAAAUGUCACCACUAACUUACUUUCCACCAGCCCUGGGCAGUGUCAGCUAUUGGCAAUAAAGUGGCACUACAGACAUCUGGA
Molecule: messenger RNA, 790 nt
Organism: Ailuropoda melanoleuca (giant panda)
Lineage: Eukaryota; Metazoa; Chordata; Mammalia; Carnivora; Ursidae
Gene: MIEN1
Product: migration and invasion enhancer 1
Exons: 4
Coding region: 70-417 (115 amino acids)
Biological process (GO): negative regulation of apoptotic process; positive regulation of filopodium assembly
Cellular component (GO): cytosol
Source: RefSeq, a predicted model, not a curated record